UAAACAAACUGCACACUUUGCAAAGUGGCGAUAUCGGCUUCGCGGGGACGACAACCAAGCCUCUCACGAACCACUCCAGUCCUCUUAUUUCUCCUUUCGAAAACCACUUUCACUAACAAAAAAAAAAAGAAGCAGAAAGGAAACUUUUUUUUUCUACAGUAUUACUUUAUUUUUUUUAUUUAUUUUUUUACAUAGUCAACAUUUCUCGGUGAUUAUUGCGGACGGGGAAAAGGAUAUUUGAUGCGAGCUUGUCAUCGCAAGUAAAGACGGAACCGCCACAGCAAAACACAGGUUCGGAAAAGAGUUCCGAGUCCCGGCGAUUGGACCCUUACCCUGCCGAGCCCUGCCCGCUCCAGGAUCAGCCCCGUCCCGGCCGGAGCCACGCCACCCUUCACGCCCGGACACCCAGCACCAUUCAGCGCGAAGCUCUCUCACCAGAUCUAUGGCAUUGUGACAAUGAACAAGCGCACUCAGUUAUUGGAACAGCUGCAGUUUGUCCAGUUGAAAUGCACACCUCGAGACAUGCCCUGCGUGCAGGCUCAGUACGGGCCCGUCCCCCCAGGCUCCGCCUACUCCGGACAGUCCUUCGGUUACCAGGGCGACAGCUACAGCUCUGACCUCAUGACCUCCGACUACACCAAGCUGGACCUGGGCGGGGGCGAGAUCUCGGCCGCGGCCGCCACCACCUCCCUGCCCAGCUUCAACGUCUUCGUGGAGGGCGGCUACGAGCCCAAGUCGUCCUGCCUCUACCAGAUGCCCCCGCACAGGCCCGUCAUCAAAAAGGAGGAGGACAGCUACCCGACUGCGCCGCAACUGGAGGCCCUGUCCUCCUCCGCCAUGUACUUUAAACAAUCUCCCCCUUCCACCCCAACCACUCCCUCCAUGCCACCACAGCCCGGCACCUCCUUCCUGUGGGAGGAGCACUCCUUGGCCCCUCCGUCGCAUCCCCACUCCAUGGGCCCCAACCUGGACACAAGCGGCCUCAAGUCCCCCCGCUUCCCACACUUCUACCAACACUCGCCGCCCCACAGCGGGGGCAGCAUAGGAGGCUACGAGGGUCUCUCGGGGGGCCUGGUGCGCACUUCGUCCUCCUCUUCCUCCUCGUCGUCCUCAGUCUCCCACGCUCACGGCCCGCCCCUGGAUCAGCAGCCCAUGUACCAGCUGCACCGCGGGGCGGGGGGCACCAGCCUCACAUUCCGCUCCCUGGCUCUCGGCCCCUGUGGGCCCUUGCUCGGGGACAGCCUGCCCUCGCCUCCGCCUCGCGGCCCCCAAGGAGAGGGCACCUGUGCGGUGUGCGGGGACAACGCCGCCUGCCAGCACUACGGCGUCCGCACAUGCGAAGGCUGCAAAGGCUUCUUCAAGCGCACCGUGCAGAAGAACGCCAAGUAUGUGUGCCUGGCCAGUAAGAACUGUCCCGUGGACAAAAGGAGACGCAACCGCUGCCAGUACUGCCGCUUCCAGAAGUGUCUGAGUGUGGGCAUGGUCAAGGAAGUGGUGCGCACCGAUAGCUUGAAGGGGCGUCGUGGUCGUUUGCCCUCCAAACCAAAGAGCCCCCUGCAGACAGAGGUGGCCCCUCCCUCUCCGCCCCUCAGCUUGGUCUCCGCUCUGCUGCGGGCUUAUUCCCACUGCACGCCCCAUGACCUUGACUACAGCCAGUUCAGUGCUGCCGACCCCCCGUCCUCGUCCUCGGACGCCGAGCAGAUCCACCUUUUCUACCGGCUCCUCACUAUUUCGAUGGAGACCACACGGUGCUGGGCCGACCGACUGCCGGGGUUCUCCGAGCUCCUGCGGGACGAUCAGAACCUGCUAAUAGAUUCCGCCUUCUUGGAGCUGUUUGUGUUGCGGUUGGCUCAUAGGUCGACGCUGUCUGAGGACAAACUGGUGUUCUGUAACGGUUUGGUGCUGCACAGGUUCCAGUGCCUUCGUGGGUUUGGAGAGUGGCUCGACUCCAUUCGGGACUUUUCUAACCAUCUCCAUAGCCUCAACCUGGAUGCCUCCGCCUUCGCCUGCCUGGCCGCGCUCGCCCUGCUCACAGAGCAAGUCCCUGGCCUGAAAGAUUCCAAGCGUGUGGAGGAGCUUCAGAACAAAGUGAGCUGCUGUCUCAGAGACCACCUGGGCUGUGGACCCUCAUCGUCGUCAAAGGCGGCGCCCGCCCUGAGUCGUAUUCUGGGCUUAAGGGCGGAGCUGCGUUCCCAGAGGACUCAGGGCCUUCAGAGGAUCUUCUACCUGAAGCUGGAGGACCUGGUGCCACCCCCGCCUUUGAUUGACAGGUUUCUGGACACCGUUCCUUACUAAUGGCGGACGGGUGGCGAGGACAGACUCACUUUGCUAUGUGAUGCCAACAGGACGAGCAUGUAAAGAGACACAGAAAAAAUGCUUUGCCACCUCUGACUUUUUGCUGUGUGGCAGUCCUGUUUAGAUGUACACUGGCCUGCUUCUCUUGCGGGCGGACAUUUUUUAGAGUCAUGACAGGAGCAUUGCAUACACAUGUCAGCGUCGACACAUUUCAAUAACGCAGGAAGCGAGUUGUUUGAUUCCAAGUGCAAUUUUUGACUGCUUUCUUAUCUUAGGAAGCUUAAGGAGUGGUUUCAUUUCAAACUCUAAAUGAUUUGCCUGACAUUGUCAGUCUAGCUGUGGAAGAGAGAAGAAAGAAUGCUUUAGAAGAGAAAACUGGUGCACUAACGAUUGAUGACUGCUCACUCAAACUUGAACAGCUUUUUUUUUUAUUUUGCUAAUUUUUAUGGCGCCUGGCCUAUGCUCCUGAGAACCAGCGUCCACUGCAGUGGACAUUUAUUUAUAUUUUUUUGCAAAACAGAUUUUUUAUUGUAAGUUUGACUAAAGAAAUAGAGCAAAAAUAAAUGUCCUCUGCAGAGGACGCUGGUUCUCAAGAGGAUAUUGAGAUCGUAGGAGACAGAAAGAGGCUUGUGAAGCACUUACACCCUGCAAAAGGCUAGAAGCACCGACACACACCCACAGGGCAGGGUGCUCGACAACAUAGAUCCACGGGCCAAACAUUCCGCAGUCUUUUUCUAGUUCUGUUGUGUGUGUGUGUGUGUGUGUGUGUGUGUGUGUGUGUGUGUGUGUGUGUGUGUGUGUGUGUGUGUGUGUGUGUGUGUGUGUUAGAGAAGCCAGCAUCUUCUGCAUGGUGUGUUUUAAAGCGGUCAAAGACCAGCUCGCCUCAUGUGUCUCAAACCCCCUACAAAAAAAAAAAAACCCUCACACACUCACGACAGCGGUGAUAUUUAAAAAGAAAAAAGAAAAAAAAAGAAAAAGAAAAAAAGCAAAUUCUAUAGAUAUAUAAAUAUAUAAAUAUAUAAAAACUAAUAUUUUGAAGUGUUUUUAGCUUUUUUUAAAUAUUGUGGUACGACUUGUGCAUUGUUUUCAAAAAGAAGAGAAACAAAAAAAAAAACGGAGAAAAAGUUGCUGUUUUUUUCUUUUUUUAAUGUCCUUUUUUGGUUUGAGUUUCCUGUUCGACUUUUUCAUUCUCUUUUGGUUCACUGGAUUUUCUG
This is a messenger RNA of Nerophis lumbriciformis (worm pipefish), 3509 nucleotides long. RefSeq names its product nuclear receptor subfamily 4, group A, member 3 (gene nr4a3). The record is from RefSeq and is a predicted model, not a curated record. Gene Ontology annotation, molecular function: zinc ion binding; nuclear glucocorticoid receptor binding; RNA polymerase II cis-regulatory region sequence-specific DNA binding. NCBI's taxonomy places the organism in Eukaryota, Metazoa, Chordata, Actinopteri, Syngnathiformes, Syngnathidae. Gene Ontology annotation, cellular component: transcription regulator complex; nucleus. Gene Ontology annotation, biological process: regulation of transcription by RNA polymerase II; cellular response to corticotropin-releasing hormone stimulus.